Trichomycterus rosablanca is the source of this 1130-nucleotide messenger RNA. It is a transcript of the gene cxcr1, whose product is annotated as C-X-C chemokine receptor type 2. NCBI's taxonomy places the organism in Eukaryota, Metazoa, Chordata, Actinopteri, Siluriformes, Trichomycteridae. The transcript is spliced from 2 exons. Gene Ontology annotation, cellular component: membrane; external side of plasma membrane. Gene Ontology annotation, biological process: immune response; neutrophil chemotaxis; calcium-mediated signaling. The record is from RefSeq and is a predicted model, not a curated record. Bases 48 to 1130 code for a protein of 360 amino acids. Gene Ontology annotation, molecular function: C-C chemokine receptor activity; C-C chemokine binding; C-X-C chemokine receptor activity.
AUCACUACUAAGCUUUAACAGCCUGAUCUACCAGGACGGAAGCCACAAUGACCAAUUUGAGCUCCUCUGUCACGGAUUACUCUGAAUUUUACCUAGAAUUCAACUACACGGACGGGCUGAACAUAACCGAGUUCAUUCCUGAUGAGAAAACCAUCCCAUGCACGCCCAUCGCCACAUCAGAUGCCAUCAACAUUGGAGUGUGCGCUUUCUUUGUUCAGGUCUUUCUCCUGGCCAUUCCGGGGAACCUGAUUGUUGGAUGUGUAAUCAUCUCAAACCGACGGACUCUCUCUCCAUCAGACAUUUACUUGGUCCAUCUGAUCAUCGCCGACACACUGCUGGCACUCAUCCUUCCCUUAUCAGCCACCUCCAUCAUGCUUGGGUGGAUCUUCGGAGACUUCAUGUGCAAGCUGGUCAGCUUUGUAAAGGAAGCAAACUUCUACACGAGCAUCCUCUUCUUGGUUUGCAUCAGUGUGGAUCGCUACAUGUUGAUCGUCAGAGCUAUGGAGGCGCGGAAAGCCCAUAGAAUUUUCUGUACCUGGACCGUUUGCAUCUUGGUCUGGUUCAUGGGAAUCCUACUUUCCCUGCCUGCGUUCUACAACGAGGUUUUCUCCAUCGAAGGCUACGAGGUGCAGAUCUGUGCAGAACGUUUUGAAUUAGAAAGCUCAGACGAAUGGAGGCUGGCGACCCGAGCCAUGCGUCACCUCCUGGGGUUUCUGCUCCCUCUUGCUGUCAUGCUAACAUGCUACGGCGUGACAGUGGCCAGGUUGCUACGUACAAGAGGAUUCCAACGCCAGAGAGCAAUGAAAGUGAUUGCAGCAGUGAUGAUAGCAUUUUUACUGUGUUGGAUGCCCUUCCAUAUAGCCACCAUGGUUGAUACGCUGCUGAGAGCCAAGCUGGUGGAGAAUGGCUGUACGGCUCAGCGUGCUGUGAGCUUUGCCAUGUUCGUCACACAGAGCCUGGCACUGCUUCACUGCUGUGUAAACCCGGUUCUGUAUGCCUUUGUGGCUGAGAAGUUCAGAAAAAGGUUAUUUCGUAUGCUGGGAAGAAAAGGUGCCUUUGACAGAGAAGUGCCAUUAAGGUCCACCAGGGUCACCUGUCAGAAUUCAGAGGGCACGUCCAGUUUCCUCUAA